Molecule: messenger RNA, 2524 nt
Organism: Gossypium raimondii (Peruvian cotton)
Lineage: Eukaryota; Viridiplantae; Streptophyta; Magnoliopsida; Malvales; Malvaceae
Product: probable beta-D-xylosidase 7
Exons: 5
Coding region: 16-2427 (803 amino acids)
Biological process (GO): xylan catabolic process; arabinan catabolic process
Cellular component (GO): plant-type cell wall
Molecular function (GO): xylan 1,4-beta-xylosidase activity; alpha-L-arabinofuranosidase activity
Source: RefSeq, a predicted model, not a curated record
CUCAUAAGACAAGAGAUGCAGCAAAGCUCUCACACCACUUCCUUGUCUAUUCGCUCGUUCCAGUUCUGCUCUAACAAUUCAGUCACCUUUACCAACAUGAAACUCCCAACUCUAUCCGUCCUUUAUCUCAUUCACCUUACUUCAUUGCUGCUCAUCUUAGCUGAGUCGACUCAGCCUCCGUUCUCCUGCGACAUAUCCGACCCACGAACCAAAUCCUACCCUUUUUGCAAAACUACACUCCCCAUCACCCAACGAGUCCAGGAUCUGGUUUCCAGGCUCACAUUAGACGAGAAGAUAUCCCAACUCGUUAACUCAGUCUCCUCCAUUCCAAGACUUGGCAUCCCUGCCUAUCAAUGGUGGUCCGAAGCGCUGCAUGGUGUUGCCUAUUCGUUGAGGGUCACGCAAGGUAUUCGUUUCAAUGGAACAAUCCAGUCAGCCACCAGUUUCCCUCAAGUCAUUCUCACCGCUGCUUCCUUUGAUGCUCACCUUUGGUAUCGCAUUGCUCAGGCAAUUGGAAUAGAAGCUAGAGCUAUUUACAACGCUGGACAAGCAAUGGGCAUGACAUUUUGGGCACCCAACAUUAAUAUAUAUAGGGAUCCAAGGUGGGGAAGAGGGCAAGAGACGCCUGGAGAGGAUCCAUUGGUUUCUGGGAAAUAUGCAGUUUCAUUUGUGAGAGGGAUACAAGGGGACUCUUUUGAAGGUGGGAAACUUGGCCAACAUCUUCAAGCUUCAGCUUGUUGUAAGCAUUUUACUGCUUAUGAUUUGGAUAACUGGAAAGGAGUGAAACGAUAUGUCUUCAAUGCAAAAGUCAGUUUACAGGAUUUGGCAGAUACAUAUCAGCCUCCAUUCCAGAGCUGCAUACAGCAAGGGAAAGCUAGUGGGAUAAUGUGUGCUUACAAUCGUGUUAAUGGAGUCCCUAACUGUGCUGAUUACAAUCUGUUGUCGAAAACAGCCCGAGGCCAAUGGGGUUUCAAUGGAUACAUCACCUCUGACUGUGAUGCUGUCGCCAUCAUUCAUGAAGAUCAAGGAUAUGCUAAACUACCAGAGGAUGCUGUAGCUGAUGUUCUUAAAGCUGGAAUGGAUGUCAACUGUGGUACCUAUUUGAAGAAAUACACCAAAUCAGCUGUUGAAAAGAGAAAAUUACCUGUAUCUAAAAUAGACAGAGCCCUUCAUAACCUUUUCUCAGUCAGAAUAAGGCUGGGGCUUUUCGACGGCAAUCCAGUUAAACAGCCUUAUGGAACCAUUGGUUCAGAUAAGGUCUGUUCUCAAGAGCAUCGGAAUCUUGCCCUUGAGGCUGCUCGAAAUGGCAUUGUCCUUCUGAAGAACACGGAUAAACUCCUUCCACUUUCAAAAACCAAAACUACUUCCCUUGCAGUAAUAGGGCCUAAUGCGAAUUCUGCAAAAACAUUUGUCGGAAACUAUGCAGGCCCUCCUUGCAAACCUGUUACACCAUUGCAAGGGCUGCAAAGUUAUGUUAAAGACACCAGGUUUCACCAAGGUUGUAAUGCAGUUAAUUGUUCUUCUGCCUUCAUUGCUCAAUCAGUGAAGAUAGCAAAAGGAACAGAUCAUGUUGUGUUAGUAAUGGGAUUAGAUCAAACACAAGAGAGUGAAGAUCAUGAUCGUGUAGACUUGCUUCUUCCACCAAAGCAACAAAACCUGAUUUCUAGAAUCGCAAGAGUUGCCAAGAAUCCAGUCAUUUUGGUGCUUCUAUCAGGAGGUCCGGUUGACAUAUCAUUCGCUAAAAAUGAUCAACACAUCGGAAGCAUUCUAUGGGCCGGUUAUCCAGGUGAAGCCGGAGGUCGUGCAUUAGCAGAAAUUAUAUUUGGUGAUCACAACCCUGCUUCAAAUUUGUAUACAGGAGGGAGGUUACCAGUUACUUGGUAUCCACAAAGUUACGUUAACGUGCCGAUGACGGACAUGAGAAUGCGACCUGAACCUUCAUCCAGCUAUCCCGGACGCACCUACAGAUUCUACCAAGGACCGAAGGUUUUUGAAUUUGGUUAUGGUCUUAGCUACUCGAACUACACUUAUGAAAUUCUCCCUGUAACACAAAACAGGGUCCAUAUAAUGGUUGAGAGCUCAAAUCCUCACAGGUACUUGCCUGUUUCAGAGAUGGGAGACGAAGUUUGUGAAAAAAUGAAGUACACAGUCAAGGUUCGAGUUAAAAACCAUGGUGCGAUGGCCGGUAAGCAUCCAAUGUUGCUAUUUGUGGGGCGACCAAAGAUGGUCAAUGGGAGGCCAGUGAGACAAUUAGUUGCAUUCCAGAGUGUUAACCUGAACGCAGGGGAAAGAGCUGAUGUUGAAUUUGAGUUGAGGCCAUGUGAGCAUCUUAGCUCAGCCAAGAAAGAUGGUUCGAUGGUGAUUGAAGAAGGGUCUUAUUUAUUGAGCAUUGGAGACAAAGAAUCAGAGAUUCAAGUUGUUAAAUAAUACAACUCAUAGCUAAUGUACCUUAUUGCUAAAUAAACAGCAGUUUCAUCAAGUUGAAACAACAUCAAUUACCCAAAAAAAUACUUCCGAGAUAGAA